GCAAAGAAUCCAAUACCUCACAAUCACAACUUUGUUAAUUUACAAUACAUGAAUGAAUUCACAGAGCCCAAGCAUCAUAUUAAGCACUUGCCCUCCUCUUCCUUUUCACCUAUUAGAAGACUAUACUUACUACACACAUAUUCUACUUGUUUUAGUGGGAAAUUUUGAUUUUGCCAAGAACUUGAAAGUUGCAAUCCUUUGUUUUUUGCAACUUGCCUUUCCAAAUUCCAAAUGGGUAAUGUGGUGGAAUUGAAAGUGGAUUUGGACUGUGAGGGCUGCAUCAAGAAAAUAUUGAAAGCCAUUAAGAAGAUAGAAGAUAUAGAAACCUAUAACAUUGAAACCCAGCUCAAUAAGGUGACAGUGACAGGCAAUGUGACUACAGAAGAAGUGAUGAGAGUUCUUCAAAAGAUUGGGAAGCAAGCUAGCAAUUGGGAGGAAAACUAAGCCCACUAUAAGAUUCAACAAUUUGAGAAGGAUUAUAAGAUCAUAUCACGUGGCAGCCAUUUUGCUCUACAGCUGGUGGCUCAUGUAGAAGUCUUUUGCUUUUCUGAUUUUUCUUUCUUUGCUCGUUGUUGGUCUGGAGGUUGAAGUUUUUGCUACCUUCAAAUUCUUUUUUAUUAAUGUACUUUUUCAUACUUUGUAUGUUUCCAUCAAUAAAAUUUUGUUUUGUCGAUAAAAAAGAAAAGAAAAGAUA
Molecule: messenger RNA, 694 nt
Organism: Camellia sinensis
Lineage: Eukaryota; Viridiplantae; Streptophyta; Magnoliopsida; Ericales; Theaceae
Source: RefSeq, a predicted model, not a curated record